UUUUAGCCACGCUCUCAAUCCAUAGAAAAAUGCUUCCUAUUGACCCUGAUAAUAUAUUUUCACGUCAUAAUGACAAAAAACAAAAUUAUAAUCAUCAAUUUGACAAAACAUCACAAGAUUCUUCUGACACAGAUAGUGAUAAUUCAAUUAUUACAAAACUUACUCCAACAACUACUAAAAACCAUCAAAAGAUAAUAAUUGAAGAAAUUGGGAAUAAAAAGAAAUUUCCUAGAUUUGCUGAAAUAGUUAAAACUGGCAGUUUUGAACCCGAACGUCAUUUUUAUCCCCGUGUUUUAAAUGCUACAAUUCAUCCUUUG
Molecule: messenger RNA, 317 nt
Organism: Entrophospora candida
Lineage: Eukaryota; Fungi; Glomeromycota; Glomeromycetes; Entrophosporales; Entrophosporaceae
Source: the annotation of a GenBank genome assembly